Messenger RNA from Puccinia triticina, 1014 nucleotides. RefSeq lists its product as uncharacterized. The record is from RefSeq and is a predicted model, not a curated record. The transcript has a single exon. The coding region runs from base 1 to 1014 and encodes 337 amino acids. NCBI's taxonomy places the organism in Eukaryota, Fungi, Basidiomycota, Pucciniomycetes, Pucciniales, Pucciniaceae.
AUGGCGGUUUUCUUGGUCUUGAGGCGCUGCUUCGUUUGCUAUCUCAUCUUGCGUUGCUUUGGACGAGUCUUGGCACCCUUCCUUUUCGACUUGAACUAUCCGCUGCCGGUCGCAGAUGAUAUCUCGGUUGAAGAACAGCAAGUUGCAGCUCAUCAUGAGGUCUUAGCCGGGCCGUCGUCAUUUUUUCUAACCCCAAGCGUCACACAACAUUCCAAUAUAGGCUCAAAUCGACGAAAGUGCCGUGACGAAGAACCUUCAAACUCGAGUGCUUCUUCUUCUUUGACCCCCGUGGAAAACGUCGAGACUUUAGCCGACCCAAAACACAAGAAAGCACGUGUGGAUCUUAUUCGGCCUGAAAUUUCAUACCUCGAUGAUUUCCAUUACAUCUCAGGUGCUAAAUCUUCAGUUGCGGUUGUCAGAGAGUGGCAGUCAAUUUUUGAAGAGAGGCUCGGUUCAAAACAAUUCGAUUCCACUUCGGCGGGUCGCGCGAAGGCGGUGAUCCACCCAAAUCUACGGUUUGCCAUGAUGAGGUCUAAGAACAGGACGCCCCCCGGUCUAGUAGUGUUGAAAGUUCUGCUCAAAACAAGUGAUCACGUACAAUCGUAUGAGAAGUGGAGAAAACUUUUCAAGAUGUUGAUCACAUACGUCUACGAAUUGCAUCAGGUAGUUUUAAUAAAAUCCGGCAUGACAGCACCCGCCCACAGAUUGCAGCACCACAGACUAUUCGACUGGCUGGUAAAGGAGAUCUAUCAACCUGGUUAUGGCAAUCUCCCAGUGAUCGGUAUCAUUCAAGCGCCUUACCCGGAUUGGAAAGGUGAUCGGCCCCUUGAGGGAUUUGGAAGAACGCAGAUCGAACUGAUAGAUUAUUUUUCUGGAGAUGGAGAGCAUGAAGCGGCAGCAAAGAAGGCUGUCUACCUGGUGGCAACUUACCAAGAGCAAAACCCAGGUAAGUGCAUAAGUGUCGAUUCAGCCCACAGCAUUCACGAUGAUGCUUACCAUUAUAACGUCCCAUAA